AUGCCGUCUCCAACCGAUGUAGAGCCCGCGGCGUCGGUAGCGUCAGCGGCGUUAGACAAGGCGGGAGUCUCAGCCCGUCAACCUUCUCGAGGAUCGUACCCUUCAAUAUCCUCAAUAUUAACCACUUCAUCGGAACGCCUUACGAAAGCUGCCCAAGAUGUCCACCCGAUAUCCGAUUCACCAGGAGCCGAAACCGUCCUGUAUCUGGCAUAUGGCUCCAAUAUGAGUGCUAAAACGUUUCUCGGUGUCCGAGGCAUUCGACCUCUGUCGCAGGUGAACGUGGCGGUUCCCAGUCUGCGUCUCACGUUCGAUCUCGCUGGAGUACCUUACAUGGAGCCAUGCUUCGCGAACGUGGGAUUUCGAAAUGUGCCAGACCAGAAGAAGAACACUCAGGCCGAAUUGAUUCACCAGGAUAUGGAAUGGGACGGAGGACUCAUCGGUGUGGUGUAUGAAGUUACUCAGGAGGACUACAGAACCAUUCUGCGCACUGAGGGUGCAGGCUCCAGCUACAAGGAGAUUGUCGUUCCCUGCUAUCCCAUCGCGCCGAAGGAAAUAUUCCCCAAGGGACCUACGCCUUUUCUCGCAAGGACGUUAUACGCAGCUUACACAUCGAACGCGAAUGACGAUAGGAGUUGGUGGCAGCACCUCCUCGAUGGGCGACAAAGACCAGACCCUGAUUAUGCUCAGCCCAGCUUACGUUACCUGAGCCUACUCCGGGAUGGUGGAAGGGAACACGACUUGCCUACCAGUUAUCAACAGUAUCUUGCAUCGCUGCAUCCGUAUUUUGCAACAACAUGGGCUCAGAAAGUUGGACAAUAUUUAUUCAUUGCUCUCUGGGCUCCGUUGUUGAUAUUCUAUCUCAUCACGUCCAGAUUCUUGGCGGAUGAAACUGGCAAGCUCCCACCAUGGCUUGCAGGUGGCGUGACAUCGAUAUUCAACAUGAUGUGGAUGUCGUACGACGCUGUAUUCAAGUCCAUAUUCGGUGAUGGAGAGAGGACCGAGGAGGAUGAGUCGGAUGAAAGGAAAUCGCUCCUAGGUAAUCGCAAAGCAUAG
This is a messenger RNA of Metarhizium brunneum ARSEF 3297, 1053 nucleotides long. RefSeq names its product Gamma-glutamyl cyclotransferase aclK (gene aclK). NCBI's taxonomy places the organism in Eukaryota, Fungi, Ascomycota, Sordariomycetes, Hypocreales, Clavicipitaceae. The record is from RefSeq and is a predicted model, not a curated record. Gene Ontology annotation, molecular function: gamma-glutamylcyclotransferase activity.